AUGGCAGCACAAGGCGAAACUUACGUCGAGGCUUUCCCGCCAAAGCCCAAGCCUUAUAUCUCUUACGGAUUGACGUUCGAAAAGGCCUGUGCUCACCACGCCGAGAGCACUUUUCAUGCUUCACGCAUCUACGUUGUCGUGUCCAGGUCAAUCAGCAAGACCGAGGCCUUCACGACCCUCCAAAAUGCUCUCGGCGACAAGAUCGUCGGCGUUCGCUAUGGCAUCCUCCCGCAUACUCCUUGGGAGGACGUGCUAGACCUCGUGAACGACCUAAAGACCAAAAACCCGGAUCUUAUCGUCACACUCGGAGCGGGAUCGAUCUCCGACGGCGUCAAACUCGCCCGCCUCCUCGCCGCCAACGACGUAACCUCCAUGUCCGGCGCCGACGCCCUCUACGCCAAAUGUCCCGCCGACCUCACGAACCUCAACAACACCUCGCCAGACGUCAAAGCCGCAACCAUACCCGUGAUCUUCAUCCCGACAACGCUGUCAGGCGGGGAAUUCACCCCCGCCGGCGCUGCGACAAACAUGGAAACCUUCGAGAAACGCAACCUGAUGCACGCGUCCAUGCUAGCGGACCUCGUGGUCUUCGACCCGGCACUGACGGUCUCCACGCCCGCCCGCUUCUGGCUGUCGACGGGCAUGCGUGGCGUGGAUCACUGCGUCGAGGGGCUUUACGCUAACCUGCCUAAUGCGAGUGUUGAGACGAGCGCGGAGUUAGUGUUAGCGCUGCGCGGGUUGUUGGUUGGGUUGUUGAAGACGAAGAUGCGGUGGGAUGACCUGGAGGCCCGGCUGCAAAGCCAGCUUGCGGUCCGGACGGCGAUAAAGGCCAUUCAUAACGGGAUGGGCGCUAGUCAUGGUAUUGGACACCAGCUUGGUCCGUUGGGGGUCGGACAUGGGGAGACGAGCUGUAUUAUCCUGCCGGCGGUUAUGAAGUAUAAUUGGGCGCAUGGAGACGAGAAGGUGCGUGCUUCGUUGAGGCAGGUUGCGUCGGCGUUUUGGGAUGAGCCGGUUGUGGUUGAGGCGCUUGGGUUGAAGGUGGCGGAUAGGGAGGCGAGGGAUCCGGGGGACUUGGUUGCGGCGUUUGUUAAGGCGCUGGGGUUGCCGAGUAGUAUGGGUCAGUUUGGGAUUGGGGAGGAUAAGUAUGAGAGUUUGGCGGAGAACUCGAUGAGGGAUCCGUGUGUUCAUGUUAAUUCUGUUAAGCUGGAUACGGGCAAGAUCGUGGAGAUACUCAAGAUGGCGGCUUAA
This is a messenger RNA of Annulohypoxylon maeteangense, 1248 nucleotides long. RefSeq names its product Dehydroquinate synthase-like protein. The transcript has 2 exons. Gene Ontology annotation, molecular function: alcohol dehydrogenase (NAD+) activity; metal ion binding. The record is from RefSeq and is a predicted model, not a curated record. Gene Ontology annotation, cellular component: mitochondrion. The coding region runs from base 1 to 1248 and encodes 415 amino acids. NCBI's taxonomy places the organism in Eukaryota, Fungi, Ascomycota, Sordariomycetes, Xylariales, Hypoxylaceae.